Gossypium raimondii (Peruvian cotton) is the source of this 1950-nucleotide messenger RNA. Its product is annotated as cysteine-rich receptor-like protein kinase 46. Gene Ontology annotation, biological process: protein phosphorylation. The record is from RefSeq and is a predicted model, not a curated record. The coding region runs from base 1 to 1950 and encodes 649 amino acids. The transcript has 8 exons. NCBI's taxonomy places the organism in Eukaryota, Viridiplantae, Streptophyta, Magnoliopsida, Malvales, Malvaceae. Gene Ontology annotation, molecular function: ATP binding; protein kinase activity.
AUGGCAGCCGCAGCUCUCUUGAUCAUCUUCUCCUUAAUCGUCAUCUCCGUACGUUCUUAUGCAGACACUCGACUCGAUCUUGUUGCCCGUUCAUGCGAGACGACCACGGUGCAGAACAAGGAUGAUUACUUGAAGAAUUACGAGUCCAUCCUUCAAAAGAUGGAACCGGAGAUGUAUCGUAACAAGUUUGCGUUUAAUGAAGCCGGAAAGCCGCCUGAUAAAAUUUACGUGUUAUCGCAGUGCAUGAAUGAUCUCUCGAGCGUUGAAUGCGCCCAAUGCUUUGCGAGGAUCAGUAAUAUUUUACCGGCUUGUUUUCCGACCACCGGCGGUCGUGUUUAUCUUGACGGUUGCUUUAUAAGGGCCAACAAUUAUAGUUUCUAUAGGGAAGUCACUGCAAAUGGUGAUAUCAAUAGAUGCAGCGAUGAUAUCGACACCGACGAAGAUUUCAAGAUGGUAUUGAGAGACAUGUUGCCCAGGAUGGUUCACAAGGCUCCCGACAAAAAAGGGUUUGCCUUGUUCCAAGAGUCGAGGAAUGGGACCACGGUUCAUGGGAUGGCUCAGUGCUGGAAAAUCUUGGAUAAGGAAAUGUGCUCCUCUUGUCUCGCCGAUGCCGUCGACCUCGUCUUCCGGUGCGUGCCCUCUAAGGAAGGUCGGGCGCUCAAUGCUGGCUGCUUUUUGCGUUAUUCCACUUAUGAUUUCGGUCAUGACACCAAUGCUGGUGCAGUCCGAUAUGCCAUAAUAUCGUUCAUAAUUUACAUCUUUUUAACGGCUGUGGUCUGCACAUUGGCCGUUGCCAUUGGACUGCGUUUGGGGAAAAUGGCUUACAAACAGAUGAAUCCUCGACGUGAAUGGAAAGGGAAAGAGGUGGACCUGGCCGCACUGGAUCAGGCCAUGAAAUUCUUGCAGUUCAAGUUUUCAACUCUAGAGAAAGCAACUGAUUGCUUCAAUGAAGCUAACAAGCUCGGCUCUGGAGGAUAUGGUGAAGUAUUUAAGGGAACAUUACCAGAUGGAAGAGAAAUUGCAGUAAAACGAUUAUAUGUAAAUGGAAGGAAUCGAAGUAGAGAAAUAUACAAUGAAAUGGAUGUCAUCAGUAAAGCCCAACAUAAGAACUUGGUUCGUUGCCUUGGCGGUUGCUUUACCAUUAUUGAGAAUUUCCUCGUCUAUGAAUACCUUGCUAACAAAAGCCUCGACAGCAUCUUAUUUGAUCCUGAGAAGAAGAAAGAGUUAGAUUGGGGAAAAAGGCAGAAAAUAAUUAUGGAAACAGCCGAAGGUUUGGAAUAUCUACACAAAGGUUGCGAAGUUCGGAUCAUUCAUAGAGACAUCAAGGCCAGUAACAUCUUGUUGGACAUCAAAUUCCGACCCAAAAUCGCGGAUUUCGGCCUCGCCAGGCUCUGUUCCCGCGAUUCCGAUAGGAUUUCCCUCGUCAACAACACUGUGGCCGGUACUUUCGGAUACAUGGCUCCCGAAUACAUAGCCAAAGGAAGAUUAACUGAAAAAGUGGAUGUUUAUAGUUUUGGAGUUCUAAUGCUCGAAAUCAUCAGUGGAGUUAAAAACACCAAAAUCGAAUCCGACAAUUAUUUCGAAACCUUGGUGACUGAUGCAUGGAGGCAUUUUCAAUCAAACACAACAACAAAAAUCAUCGAUGAAAGCUUGAAUCCGGAGGAUCAAAUUGAAGAAAUAAAGAGACAAAUCCAACUGGGUUUGCUGUGCACACAAGCGGAGCCAACUUUAAGACCAAAUAUGUCCAAAGUUCUUCAGAUUUUAAGACAUAAAGACAUGGAUUUGCCUUCCCCGACUAAACCUCCAUUUUUGGAUGAAUCUCUUAUUUUAUCUGCUUCUAGCUUCAAUACUCUUCCAUCAAAAUCCCAGACCAAUAUUAAUUUUCCAGAAAAAUCCCAAACCAAUGAUAAUUUACAUAGACAUGAUCAACAAGAUUAUUCUAAUUUGUAA